CUGAUAAACCAUGGAAAACAGCUCUAAUGAAGAUGUCGUUUUACCUCCGAGUGUCGAAGCAUUAAUAUCAAGAAUUUGCGACGAGCAAAAACAACAGCCACUCCCCAACUCAACGAAGCAGGAACUGGCCGAGAGAGGCGAAGAAGAAUCGUUAAAGCUUCUUAAAAUAAUCCAGCGUUCUAGGAUUAAUACUACAUUUGAUCGAUACUUAAAGUUUUUGAUGAGAAACUCAAACAGUCCUUUUCCAUUGAACUCCAGCCCCUUCUCUUCUCCUGAUAAAUCAUGGCGUCUUAUGAUGAGCUCUCCAGCUGAUUUAGCGGGAGGUACUUCUGAUGUUGCUUCUAGUUCGGCACCAGUUACCCCUAUAAAGAGUUCUUCAGCAAGCGCUGGCAGAGGAGAAGGGUUUAGCCCCCAGUUGGAAGCUUUAGGGGAGCUUGAAUUUCGUAAAGCUUUUCUAAUUUUAAGCUAUAUCGGGCAGAAUAGGCUAGAACAAGUAAUCACUGCUGAAGAAAUUCGAAGUUACAAGAAUUUGGCGAUGGGUCUAUUUGAGAAAAAAGUCUGGGGUUCUCUGGGUCAACUUUAUGCUGCUGCUGAUCGUGUAAAGCAACUCGAGUGGGGAUCGGAUAAGACCUAUGAAUAUCAGUGUCAUGUAUGUGAAAAUGGAAGCUAUAGGUUCAAGGGCCCUUAUUUUGAAAGGACUAGAAGUCAUUUACAAAGAGUUUUAGGAGAUGAUAACGUUCUUUCUGUUAAGUUUGAAAAAGAUGGUAAAAGUUCAGUUGGCAGUGAUUUUCCGGAGUUCAAGAGAAUUGGAAAAGAAGGAAUUCUUGUUGGUUUGCGCCGUUACCGGUUUUUCGUCUUUAAGGAUGGAGGCAAAGCAGCAAAAAAGAAAGAUCCAAGUACUUCAUCUGUUAAGUGCUUUUUUGUUCGAUUCGAGUCUAAUGCGUCCAUCGAUCAAGGGAAAGAAUACAUUUUAUCUGGCAAAACAGUUAAAGAAGCCAGAAGUCUGUUUAUGCAUGUCCAUAACCUGGAAAGCAUGGCCAAGUAUAUGGCCAGAUUUUCACUAAUACUCUCGAAGACCAUGAAGUUGGACGUUGAUUUUGACAGUCUACGUUUUGAUGAGAGAGAAGAUAUACCCUGCACGGGUGAAGGAUUUGAGAAAAAUGGAAAAGAUCGUAUUCACACUAAUGGAACUGGAUUUAUAUCCGAGGAUUUGGCGUUGAAAUGCCCGAAAAACGUCUUCAAAGGAAGCAUCACCAAUGGUGCCAACAAUGAGAUUCGAACAAUUGGUGCAUCGAUGGGGGAAUCUCCAGACACGAAAUCGACAGAAUCUCACCGUGGGGUACCGCCUUUGCUGCUCCAGAUCCGCUUCUUUUACAAUGGUCGUGCUAUCAAGGGAACUUUACUAGUUAAUAAGAAGCUUCCACCCCGAACCAUUCAAGUUCGGGAAUCCAUGAUUAAAGUUCGACCUGAUCCAUCAAAGAACCGCACGAUAAAUUCACUGGAAUUAGUUACCACCAGCAAUAAACCAAAGGGAACUAAUCUUAAUAGGAAUUUGAUUAUGCUCCUUAGCCAUGGGGGUGUCCCGGAUGAUUUUUUUAUGGAUAUAUUGAAGAAUGGUUUAGAAGAGUCAGAGCGCGGUUUCUCGAACAAAAGAACAGCCCUUAAAGUUGCUCUUAACCGUGGAGGAAUGGACGAACUUGGUGUGGCGAAAAUGAUUCUAGCAGGGAUUCCCCUUGAUGAAUCGUAUUUGCAAUAUCGAAUGUCCAUAAUGUUGAAUGAAGAUAGAAAGAAUCUCCUUGAAGGAAAACUACCUAUAACUGGGUCCUAUUAUUUAAUGGGCACUGUUGAUCCAUCUAAAACCUUGAAACGUGGUGAAGUCAGCAUUAUCUUGGAAAAUGGACAGAUUUCUGGUAAAGUGCUUGUGUACCGUGCACCCGGAGAACAUUUUGGAGAUGUACAUGUGCUCAAUGCGAGAUAUGUGGAUAAGUUGAAUGAAUAUGUAGGACAUGCCAAGUAUGCCAUAUUCUUUCCUUGUGAUGGCCCGCGCUCUUUGGCUGAUGAGAUGGCUGGGGGUGAUUUUGACGGCGACAUGUUCUUCGUAUCACAAAAUCCACAGCUUUUGGAUUACUUCAAAGCUAGUGAGCCCUGGGAAGAAGAAUGCUCUACUCCCGAAGGGCCCAGUCCGAAUCCCAGCAAGCUUUCGGAUGAGGAGUUGGAGAGUGAGCUCUUCAAUUCGUUCUUGAAAGCUAGGUUCCAGCAAAGUUAUGCUAUGAGUGAGGCUGCUAAUAGUUGGAUCGCGAUAAUGGAUCGGUUUCUUACGGUAAAAGAUCCAUCCGAGAGAACUCUCAUGAAGAAGAACCUGGAAAGCCUUAUUAACUUAUACUACGAAGCUUUGGACGCUUCAAAGACAGGAAAGAAGGUCGUCAUUCCAGAGGACUUGAUAGCACCAGUGUUUCCACAUUACAUGGAACGGUAUAACUCAUUCAAGUCAACUUCCAUCAUGGGGAAGAUUUAUGAUUAUGUCAAAUCUUAUCAAGACCAAGUGUCCAAGAGGACCAAGACGGAAGUUCGAAAGCUCCCCUGCUUCGACGACGGAGUCCUAGAGGAAGAAUGCCGAGAAAAAUGGACCGCACUUUACGAGGAAUACAGGAAAGACAUGUCAGAUGCUCAAAAGUUCCCGAGCAAAGAACAAAUAGAUGCAGCUUGUAAUGCAGUUUAUGACAAGUACAAGAAGGAACUAUACGGAGGUUUGGAGUUGGAGGAGAGGCAAAGGCCGAUGGACGAAAUCCGAAAGGAGGCUGUUGCCAUUUAUAACAUUUGCUAUGACUAUGCCAUGAACAUAGAUGAAGUGGGCAGAUGCGGGUUCGCAUGGAAAGUUGCAGGCUCGGCCCUCUUAAAUCUGUACACUGAGCAGCUGGGUGAAAGUACUCUCUCGUGUGCACCUUCUGUACUGAAAGAACUCUUUUCUUGAGCUAAUAAUGCUGUGGGCGGAUUCGAAAUAAUUUGACCUCCUAUGCUCUGUUACCUCUGUUACAACCCAAUACCCUAAGACAUCCCUGCUGCUGCCACCACCAACCUAACUGUAGUCACAUGCCUCAAUCUCCAACACUCCACGUCACCUCCAUGCCCUGCCAACUAGGGAUGGACAUGAGGUCCGAACUCGAAAGAUUCCGACUCAAUAAUAGGAGUCGAAUCUAACAAAUAAUAAUACUUACUUUUAGAAAUAUAAAUUGUAGUAGUUAUAAGUAAG
Molecule: messenger RNA, 3250 nt
Organism: Hibiscus syriacus
Lineage: Eukaryota; Viridiplantae; Streptophyta; Magnoliopsida; Malvales; Malvaceae
Product: probable RNA-dependent RNA polymerase 5
Exons: 19
Coding region: 11-2971 (986 amino acids)
Biological process (GO): siRNA processing
Cellular component (GO): nuclear RNA-directed RNA polymerase complex
Molecular function (GO): RNA-directed RNA polymerase activity
Source: RefSeq, a predicted model, not a curated record